Enterobius vermicularis (human pinworm) is the source of this 2032-nucleotide messenger RNA. Lineage: Eukaryota; Metazoa; Nematoda; Chromadorea; Rhabditida; Oxyuridae. The record is from the annotation of a GenBank genome assembly.
GCACUGAAAUGGUUGUUUGGAGUCUUUUAUUGUUUACACUUUCGGUGCUAGGCGUCGACGCGUUGUAUUUUCAUAUUGGCGAGACUGAAAGAAAAUGCUUUAUCGAAGAAAUACCCGAUGAAACGAUGGUGGUCGGAAAUUAUAAAGUGCAGUUGUAUGAUCCAUCUACGAAAGGUUACGGUGAUUAUCCGAAUAUGGGAAUGCACGUUGAAGUUAGGGAUCCCGAUGACAAAGUGAUACUAUCGAAAUUAUAUACUAGUCAAGGGCGUUUUACAUUUACUUCAAAUUCGCCUGGAGAACAUAUUAUUUGCCUCUAUUCCAAUUCUUCGGCGUGGUUUAGUGGGGCUCAGUUACGUGUACAUUUAGAUAUUCAAGCGGGAGAACAUACGCAGGAUUACGAAAAGAUAGCAGCUAAAGACAAAUUAAAUGAGUUGCAACUUCGAAUUCGACAAUUACUUGAUCAAGUGGAACAGAUCACUAAAGAGCAGAAUUAUCAAAGAUUUAGGGAAGAAAAGUUUCGUCUAACAAGCGAAAAUACCAACUCUCGGGUCUUAUGGUGGUCUAUUGCCCAGACUGCAGUGCUUUUGUUGACUGGUGCUUGGCAGAUGCGCCAUUUGAAAGGUUUCUUCGAGGCAAAGAAACUGGUUGUUGGGAUGUCGACUCGGGUUCGAGAUCUGUUGAAGUCACCGUGGGCUAUUGGUUGCUAUAUUUUUGGCGUUGGUAGCGGCGCUUACUUCUACAUCGAGAAGAGACGGAAAAAAGCUGCUUACUAUGAAGAAACUGACUUGAGUGGUAAGACGUACAUUGUCAGUGGCGCCACAUCAGGGAUUGGUAAAGAAGUGGCAAGUGAGCUAGCUAGACGGAGUGCUCGAGUUAUCAUGGCCUGCAGAGAUCGGCAGAAAUGUGUAUCAGUUCGUAGAGAUAUUGUCAUGAAAACCAACAAUCGACAGGUUUACUGCAGACACUGUGACUUAGCUGAUUUCGAUUCUGUCCGAAACUUUGUAACAAAAGUUUGCAAGGGAAGAUUUCAUUUGGAUAGAAUUGAUGGAGUUGUGUUGAAUGCGGCGACAAUGGAACCAAAACGUAAUGUAAAUGAGAGUGGCAUUGAAUUGAACUUGGCUACGAACUGUAUUGGACCAUUCUUACUGACUGGGCUUAUUGUUGACAAGCUGCUAGCUCAAAAAAAUCCUGUCCGCGUCGUUUUUGUCAGCUCAGAUAGUAUUUUCAAAAAAUGUAGCCUCAAUUUAGAAGAUUUUAAUUUUGAGAACAGAAAAGCAUGGUACGCAUUUCCUCAUUAUAAGGAGACGAAAUUAGCUGCAACCUUAAUUGCGAAGGAGUUUUCUGAUAGGAUUAAAGGUACAAACUUGAGCGUUCUGGUAGUAGACCCAGGCAAGACGAGGACAAACCUAACCAAUAAGUUGAACGCCCAAAAAUUUUUCUUGAGUCGUUGGAUCUUGAAACCGAUAGGUUUUCUGAUGGCUCAGCAGAGGGCUGAUGCAGCUGCUGUUCCCGUUUUGUUCGCGUUGUUGGAUAAGAAAUUAGAAAAGGAGAAUGGAGUUUUUAUUGAGUUAGUUUUAACACGUUCCCAGAAAAUUCUUGUUAUUACGCUUGUCCUUAUUUGUGCACGUUUUGGUCUCCAAAUUACUCUCUGGGGGAAAGAUAUACUUCAGAAUAUAAAACCGUGGCCUGAUGGUUUUCUGGACGAUAAAUUAAAGAAACGUUUAUGGGUGACAUGCACGAGGUGGAGCCGAUUGGACGAACAUUUUCGAAUUUUUAACAGUGAGGUCAAUGAAACCGAAAAGAAGUCGGCAGAUGUGACUUCCGAAAAGAAAUCACGUAUUGUUCGAACUUGUAAAGUCUUUAAAAGCUUUAUAUUCAAGUUCUGCCUCAGUGUUAGGGAAAUAGGACUAGUUUCAAUCACUGAAAAAUCUGUAAUGAUAUUAAGCUAUGGUUUGUUAGAUACCUUAGUAUACCGCAUGUCAGUCUUCAUCAAAAGCGAACGGUUUUUUUUUCUUUCCAAACUGGUAUGAGA